Molecule: messenger RNA, 954 nt
Organism: Oldenlandia corymbosa var. corymbosa
Lineage: Eukaryota; Viridiplantae; Streptophyta; Magnoliopsida; Gentianales; Rubiaceae
Source: the annotation of a GenBank genome assembly
AUGCCGAAAAGACAAGAAUUUGUUCUUAAAAAACGUGAGAUGAGCUACCCUGCAACUGAAAACAACAUCCUUGUUUUCACUCAAACAAGCCAAGAAGGUCACCUGUUGCAAGACAAACUAAUCGCCACCAACAUAAAAGUACAAAUGGAUAACCCAUGCAACCACAUACGAUUGCAAGAAGAGAUGUCGAUGGGUGACGACGACAUCCAUAAAAUCAUGCCUGUCACCACAGAUUUGGUCUGUCUGCAAACCAGGUCUCAAAUCAAAUCCUUGAACCCAAAGACAACACAACUUGCAUCAAUUGAAUGGCUAUAUGAUGUCCCUCUCAGCAAUUGUGAAACAACAUUUGGAGGGGAAUGGAAAACACUUUGCAAUAUAUGUCCUCACCUUGUAUCUGAUGGAACCUGGUUUGAUAGAUUCGUGUACUGGCGUGUAGACAAACUAUCCUCUGAAAUAGCAACAUCUCAAGAGUUGCUGGUCGUGUUUGACUACCACACUCAACAAUUCCAUACCAUAAACUGCCCUCCAUCUCCAAUCUUCUUUAACCCCACUGAUCCUUAUCAUAUGAAUCUCCAAGUGAAAAUAUUAGACUUCCAGGGGACUUUGUGUGUAAUAGAUGAGUAUCACAUUACUCAGAAUCAUCAUUGUCACAUGUGGGCAUGGGAUCCAGAUACUUCCACAAGGGAUUGCAUGUUCGAGACCCAUGAAUUCCCAAAUGUGAACACACACGUUCCACACGGAUUACAGUUCCGUCAUGAUUGGCUUUAUCCAGUGUUUCUAAGCCACAAAUCAUCUCCAGCGGGACAAUUCAUUGUCAAAGGAUACGAUAAUCGACAUUUGCUGUUGCAUAGUGUUCCUACCAGGAAAAUCACACACUCAAGUACAUCGCCUGAUCUAGAAACCAGUUUUAUCACUACAACAUGUUACUUCUGGGAGACAUUAACACACUUUUAG